CUUUUUAAGACGCGAAUUGUAGAUUACAUAGAAAGAAUUAAGCAACUUUUUAGUGAGUUUUGCUAACCAGCUAGCUAUAAGCUAAUAAUUGUAUGCCGCAGACUAUAUAAACGCAACGAAUCAAUGCUGUAGCAGCGCCCACAAUGGCGGCCAUCCCGGUGGAAUACGACGAGACGGUGGUCAAUCAGUUCAGCUGCAAGCGCUGCGAUCGCACAUUCAAGAGCAAACGAGAUCAAACGCUGCACAGGCAGGAGGUGCACAAUCACAACAAGACUACCUACGAGUGCAAGCUAUGCGCCAAGAGUUUCUGCAACAGCGGCAAUUUGGAUCGGCAUAUGAAGGUGCACAACGAUGUGCGUCCAUUUGUCUGCCAGAUUUGCUCCAAGGCGUUCGCGCAGGCAGUUAACUUGCAACGACACUACGCCGUACACAGCGGCGAGCGUCCGUUUCAAUGCAACUUCUGCAACAAAUCCUUUACGCAGCAGAGCAAUAUGAAGCGGCACAAGAUGACACACACCGGCGAGAAACCGUUCCGUUGUCAGCGCUGCGGACGCUACUUCUCCCAAUUGGUUAACCUAAAGAAACACAAGCUGGGACAUCUAAACGCCAAGCCUUAUCAAUGUACCUACUGCGAAAAGGGCUUUACCCAGCUGUCCAACUUCAAGCGACACUUGCAGUCGCACAUAAAAGAAGGCGUCGAUGUUGACGUGCCUGGCUCCAUACAAGCAGCUACGGCGAUGGCGCGAGAGCGUCUCGAAGCGGAGCAAAAACCUUUCUUUGAGUGCAUGGUCUGUCGCGCCAUCUUUGAGACUUUUGUGGACUAUGAGAAACAUGAGGCCAAAUGCCAUGAAGAGAAUGCACAGCUGGAUGUAAAUCAGAUGGCACAGAUGCAUGACGAUUAUUUACCUAUGAAGUUCUCUGUGCCGGAUCUAGAUACGCAGGAGAUAAUUAUUGAGACUACACACUAGAGUCCAAGCCCCUUACACACAAUCAAACACACACACACACACAUCGACAUACACCCAGGCACAUAUACAAACAAGCGUAGGACACGCUGAAAUUUCUUCUUCAUACAAAUAAACUAAAUACGAGUAAAUGAAUACCAAUUGCAAUUGCCUGCAAUAUGCAAUAAACAUUUGCUAAUUGUAUAAUUUUUAAGCAGUAAAGAGAAUGAGCGAGAGCAGUAGAGAG
Molecule: messenger RNA, 1191 nt
Organism: Drosophila busckii
Lineage: Eukaryota; Metazoa; Arthropoda; Insecta; Diptera; Drosophilidae
Product: zinc finger protein 239
Exons: 3
Coding region: 144-968 (274 amino acids)
Biological process (GO): regulation of transcription by RNA polymerase II
Cellular component (GO): nucleus
Molecular function (GO): RNA polymerase II cis-regulatory region sequence-specific DNA binding; DNA-binding transcription factor activity
Source: RefSeq, a predicted model, not a curated record